Molecule: messenger RNA, 330 nt
Organism: Toxotes jaculatrix (banded archerfish)
Lineage: Eukaryota; Metazoa; Chordata; Actinopteri; Toxotidae
Gene: pde6hb
Product: phosphodiesterase 6H, cGMP-specific, cone, gamma, paralog b
Exons: 3
Coding region: 70-330 (86 amino acids)
Biological process (GO): visual perception; positive regulation of G protein-coupled receptor signaling pathway; positive regulation of epidermal growth factor receptor signaling pathway
Cellular component (GO): photoreceptor outer segment membrane
Molecular function (GO): cGMP binding; 3',5'-cyclic-nucleotide phosphodiesterase activity
Source: RefSeq, a predicted model, not a curated record
AAGAAGCUCUGAGCAGAGAUUGGCUGUGGCCUCUGUGGAUAUCUGUGACAACAGAGACCCUCAGCAGAAAUGAACGCCAGCCCCCCUGCAGGAAGCGCCCUGGCCCCCGGUGGAGCAACUGGCCCCACUACACCCAAGAAGGGACCACCCAAGUUCAAGCAGAGGCAGACUCGCACAUUCAAGAGCAAGGCCCCCAAGCCAGGCCAGAAGGGCUUUGGUGACGAUAUUCCUGGCAUGGAGGGUCUUGGCACAGACAUCACAGUGGUGUGCCCAUGGGAAGCCUUCGGCGACAUGGAGCUCAGCGACUUGGCCAAAUACGGGAUCAUUUAA